Messenger RNA from Agrilus planipennis (emerald ash borer), 1953 nucleotides. RefSeq names its product mitochondrial glycine transporter. Gene Ontology annotation, cellular component: mitochondrion; mitochondrial inner membrane. Gene Ontology annotation, molecular function: glycine transmembrane transporter activity. Gene Ontology annotation, biological process: glycine import into mitochondrion. The coding region runs from base 438 to 1298 and encodes 286 amino acids. The transcript is spliced from 6 exons. The record is from RefSeq and is a predicted model, not a curated record. Lineage: Eukaryota; Metazoa; Arthropoda; Insecta; Coleoptera; Buprestidae.
AUCAGUGCCUUGUGUUAAGUCAAACAGAUAAUAACGUGAAGCAACGUCUUCCUCGAAGUCCUCAAAAGAGUUCUUCACAGUGUUGUUAUUGUUGUGUCCUAACAAAAAUCACUACAUCAAGAAUUUUACCUUAACAGCUUGUGCAUUAUACUUUUCUAACACUAAAUUUUUUUUUCUCUUAUUUUAUUUUUGUGACAAAAGUUUUCAAAUAGCAGAUUCCAUGCCUUCAUUUCUGAGAGCCCAGGCUAUGUUCAUUGUUAAGAAAUUCCGUGUCAACCCUAUAUACUAUUCUGACUACUCCGAUACGAUGAAACAUUAAAAAGCAAUCAGAGUAGUGAUUGCAACCCCUAUAUUUGAUAUUAUUUUAUCUUUCUAUUUUUUUUCUUAUUCUUAAUUCCCCGACUGAUUUUCGUACUUAAUUUUAUCUUUUUUCCGAAAUGGAUAUCGUUGCUAGUUAUCCCGUAGUAAAGGCCUUCUUAGCAGGUUCAUUUUCGGGUACUUUCUCCACAAUAUUAUUCCAGCCAUUGGAUUUGGUAAAAACGAGACUACAGAACCCACAGCCAGCAAUUCUUAAAAGUGCUUCAGAUGUACGAAUGAUAACCAUAUUCGCCACUGUUGUCCAGCAGGAUAAAAUAUUUGGGCUAUGGAAAGGCAUGACACCAUCUAUUACAAGAUGCGUACCAGGCGUAGGUCUUUAUUUCUGCUCUUUAGAUUGGCUAAAGUCCCAUUACGUGCCAGGUAGAACACCAACUCCCCUUGAGUCGAUUACUUUAGGGGCUGUUGCAAGAUGUAUGAGUGCUGGAGCACUCAUUCCAAUUACAGUUGUGAAAACAAGAUACGAAAGCGGCGUCUACCAGUAUGAAAGUGUUGGGUCGGCGUUGCGUCACAUUUAUCACACAGAAGGAUUGAAGGGCAUGACGUGCGGACUAAUUCCAACCCUGGUUAGGGAUGCACCCUAUUCAGGCCUAUAUUUUAUGUUCUACACCCAGAUGAAACUUCUUGUACCUCAAAAGCAUCUGAACAGUUCGUUCGCAGCCCCAAUCCAUUUCACAUGCGGUAUUGCCGCCGGCAUAAUGGCCUCCGUAAUCACUCAGCCAGCCGAUGUUCUUAAAACCAAAAUGCAACUCUAUCCCAACAAGUUUCAUAGUCUCCUUUCUGCAAUUGUUCACGUGCACAGCAAAUAUGGUUUCGCGGGCUACUUCAAAGGCAUGGUGCCCAGGAUGUUACGUCGUACUCUAGUUACCGCUAUGGCUUGGACCAUCUACGAACAGGUUACUAAGAAUAUAGGGUUGAAAUAAGGCAGUGGAAUUUAAAAUGCGCAUGCGCAACACGGUAUGAAACCUUUUUAAUUUCAAUUCAGAAAUUUCGAAUUUUGAGUUUGAUAUUUGACUCUGCAAUUCUAAAACUUUCAGAUUUCUUUUAGUAUAACAGAAAUGCUUAGUAAUAAACAAAAAAAGCCUUCUUUUAAUUAUCUAAUGUUUAUUGCUUUAUUGCUUGCGCACACUUGUAUAUGUGGUAUGUUUAUACUUACUUUAAAAUAUAUGUAUAUACCUGUAUAUAUAUAUUAACUUUUAAUUUUCAUACGUAAAAUGUAUAUAUUCCACUGUCCUAUUUUAAGUUUGUUUUAUCCUUUAUUCUUAGUGUUUUACAUAUACCUAGUUGUUGCCCAAAAUUAGAUUUACAAAUGUCUUGUAAAAGAAAUGAAACAAUUUGGGGUGUAAAUUUCUUACUACGGUUAUCUGAAGUGUUUCGUUUUUAUUAUAAGAGGUUGUACAUGUAGUAGGUAUAGGUCUAUAAAGGUGUUCCUCUAGCAAUGAUAUUGUAUUUUGGUGACACAAAAUACAGUAUUUUUUAUAUGAAAUUAUUGUACCCUGUGAUGUUUACACAAGAUUUUAUUGUUUAUUUAUGUUGAUUACGUAAUAUGUUGUCUCAAAUAAAUUAAGGUUAUACAUA